Daucus carota subsp. sativus is the source of this 2596-nucleotide messenger RNA. Its product is annotated as L-type lectin-domain containing receptor kinase IX.1. Gene Ontology annotation, biological process: protein phosphorylation. Gene Ontology annotation, molecular function: ATP binding; carbohydrate binding; protein kinase activity. The record is from RefSeq and is a predicted model, not a curated record. Gene Ontology annotation, cellular component: plasma membrane. The transcript has a single exon. Bases 114 to 2267 code for a protein of 717 amino acids. Lineage: Eukaryota; Viridiplantae; Streptophyta; Magnoliopsida; Apiales; Apiaceae.
GACUAGUAGUACUCAAAACAACGUUUCACUGACUUUCGGGGGUACAUACAUUCUGAUCAUUUGAUCAGAUACGAGAUCAACUAUAUUCGGCAUUUCAUAAAAUCAAUUUAAGCAUGGUUUACAAACAUCUCCCAGCAGGAAGCUCUGUUUUCAUUAAAUCUCUGAUACUGCUGAGUACGAUCCACUUUGCUGCAACUUUAAAUUUUAGCUAUAAUAGCUUCACUCCUGAUGAUCCUGAAAUAGAACAUGAUGGAGAUGCCUUCACAUCCAGCGGAGACAUCCACAUCACUAAAAGCUUAAAUGGACAAUCAGCUCUUUCAAGCGUUGGACGAGUUACUUAUAAAGAGCCAUUGCAUCUAUGGGACAAGGCCUCAGGAAACCUUACUGACUUCACUACCCGUUUUACUUUCGUGAUUGAUUCCAUAAAUGAAACAUGGUAUGGUGAUGGGAUAGCGUUCUUUCUAGUUCCAAAUGGUAAUGAGCUCCCACUAAAUGCAACAGGUGGUGGAGUAUUUGGACUCACAAAUGAUAGUCAGCCUACCAACAUCACCGCCAAUAAAUUUGUCGCGGUCGAAUUUGAUGUUUUUGGGAACGCCUGGGACCCUAUCGAAAGUGUAGAUGUCAAUGAGGGAACUGAGCACGUAGGUGUUGAUAUCAACUCUGUGAGAUCUGAGAAAACUGUGCCUUGGGUUAAUGCGAGCUCUAGUAUUACAAAUGGGUGGACAAAUGAAGCUCAGAUAAGUUAUGCUUCUAGUUCAAAAAUUCUUAGUGUUUCAUUCCGUACAGGUAUAAAUGGCAAAGAUUUGCAUCAAAGCUUCAACUUUGUGGUUGACCUAAGAGACCAUUUGCCAGAUUGGGUCAGUGUUGGCUUUUCAGCUUCAACAGGAUCCACAUUUUCUUACAAUAGAAUCAGGUCAUGGGAAUUCAAUUCUAGUCUGGAGUCUGGUGAAGAUAAAGCAGCUCAAACUCAUCCUGCAGCAGACGUUCCAAGUCAAACUGAUCCGACAGCAGAGGGUCUAAUACCCUCUAAAUCAAAGAAUAAUAAGAUGGGUCUAGUGGUUGGAUUGGCGGUAGGGGGGUUUCUUCUUGUUUGUGCUGCGGGCAUAUAUGUUAUCUUGAAGAAGAAGAAGAAGAAGAAGAAGAAAGAGAGAGAAGAAAAUCAAAAUCCAAUUUGUGUUGAGGAUGAUUUCAUGGAUGAUGAAUUUGAGAAAGGAACUGGACCUAAAAAGUUCUCGUAUAAUGCUCUUGCUGUGGCAACAAGUAACUUUGCACAAAAUGAGAAACUUGGAGAAGGAGGUUUUGGGGAAGUUUACAAAGGCUACUUGAGAGAACUGGAUUUUAAUGUGGCUGUCAAGAGAGUAUCAAGAAAUUCUAGACAAGGAAUAAAGGAGUAUGCAUCCGAAGUGAGGAUCAUUAGUCGUCUCAGACAUAAAAAUUUGGUGCAGCUCAUUGGUUGGUGCCAUGAACGGAAUAGUCUUUUACUUGUGUAUGAGUAUAUGCAAAAUGGCAGCCUGGAUUCCCAUCUUUUCAAGGGGAAGAGCUUGCUGUCUUGGAGUACAAGGUAUAAAAUUGCUCAAGGCCUGGCGUCAGUAUUGCUUUAUCUACACGAAGAGUGGAAGGAAUGUGUGGUGCAUAGAGAUAUUAAAUCUAGCAAUGUCAUGUUAGAUUCAAGUUUUAACACUAAGCUUGGUGAUUUCGGAUUGGCCAGAUUUGUCGAUUAUAAUAGGGGUGCACAAACAACUAUGGUGGCCGGGACACGGGGCUACAUGGCCCCGGAAUAUAUUUCCACAGGCCAAGCUAGCAGGAUGUCAGAUGUUUUUAGCUUCGGAGUUGUAGCAUUGGAAAUAGCAUGUGGUCGAAAACCUAUUGACGUCAAGCUAGAAGAGAAUGAGAGAGAAUUAGUAAAGUGGGUUUGGGAGCUUUAUGGAAGGGAACAAAUUCUUGAAGCAGCUGACCCAAAACUCUCCGGGGAUUACGAUGAGUAUCAAAUGCAACAGUUGAUGAUUGUCGGGCUCUGGUGUGCACAUCCAGAUUGGACAAUCAGGCCUUCCAUUAAUCAAGUGAUCCAAAUUCUUAAUUUCAAUGCUCCAUUGCCUGCUCUGCCAACCAAGAUGCCUGUGGCAACCUAUUCCAUGCCGUCAAACUUGUCUUCUUUGUCUUUAGAAUACGUCACUGCCCAGAGAAACCAAACUCAAUCUUCAGGCUAUAGUAACGAUACUGAUUCUUCACUUUCUGCAUCUGCAGCACGUCUAAAUAAUGCUAGAUAAGUGUGUCAGUUUAUAUGCAAAUCAAUAUAUAUUAUGUGUGAUAUGAUCCAAGUUUGGAUAUAGUAUUUGUAAUUUGAUCCGUGAGUGAUUGUAAUUCAUUCAGUGAUGGCUUGAUAUUUCCCAGUUUGCAAUUUCUCUCUAUUCGAUAUUUAGUAUCUACAAUAUUGCAUCUGAUUAGUUGAAACUGUCAUUCGUUAGUUUAGGAUACAACCAAGACAAUUUCAUUAGUUAGAACCGGGGAAUAGUCCUCUUCUUUAAGCUUUCACUAAGAACUGCUAGCUUACUCUACAACCUAGACAAUUUUGUCCACUGUAAUUUUUUCAGAAAGA